Vicia villosa (hairy vetch) is the source of this 507-nucleotide messenger RNA. RefSeq names its product protein argonaute 1-like. The record is from RefSeq and is a predicted model, not a curated record. Gene Ontology annotation, molecular function: nucleic acid binding. Gene Ontology annotation, cellular component: cytoplasm. The coding region runs from base 4 to 345 and encodes 113 amino acids. Lineage: Eukaryota; Viridiplantae; Streptophyta; Magnoliopsida; Fabales; Fabaceae. Gene Ontology annotation, biological process: regulatory ncRNA-mediated post-transcriptional gene silencing. The transcript is spliced from 2 exons.
AAGAUGAGCAAGCAGUACCUUGCAAAAGUUUCUUUGAAAAUAAAUGUUAAGGUUGGGGGUAGGAAUACUGUUCUUGUUGAUGCACUUUCACGCCACAUUCUCCUAGUCAGCAACAGACCUACUAUUAUAUUUGGAGCUGAUGUGACUCAUCCACACCCUGGUGAAGAUUCAAGUCCAUCAAUAGCAGCUGUUGUUGUUUCUCAAGAUUGGCCAGAAUUCACCAAGUAUGCUGGUUUGGUUUGUGCCCAAGCGCAUCGACGGGAAUUGAUUCAAGACCUUUUAAAACAAUGGCAAGAUCCAGUCAGAGGAACAUUGACUCGUGGAAUGAUCGAGUAUUGUAUUUAACUAUGUAUCAUAUGCAGUCUUCCUAAUCUAAUGGGCAUAUGUGAAUUAAUUUCUUGGAUGUUGUCUAGAAAUUUAAUAAACUGGGUUGUGUUUUCUUUUUUAUUUUAUUUCUUUUCUAGGGAACUUCUUAUAUCAUUCCGGAGAGCAACUGGUCAAAAACCC